Molecule: messenger RNA, 513 nt
Organism: Helobdella robusta
Lineage: Eukaryota; Metazoa; Annelida; Clitellata; Rhynchobdellida; Glossiphoniidae
Exons: 3
Source: RefSeq, a predicted model, not a curated record
UGGCAGCCAAUUCAAAGGCGGAUGGAUGGUUCAAUUAACUUCUACCGAAACUGGACGGAGUACCGAGAAGGCUUUGGAUACAAAGGAGGAGAAUUCUGGAUUGGGAACGAUAGGCUUUACGAAUUAACGUCCAAAAACAAGUACAAAUUACUCGUGGUUCUGGAAGAUUUUGAAAGUGUUGUACGCUGUGCGUUGUACAGCACUUUCAGCGUUGGUCCCCCGGAGUCCAAUUACAAACUGACUGUUGGAGGCUACUCAGGAGAUGCAGGCGAUUCUUUAGGCUCUCACAUUGACAAGCAGUUCAGUACACAUGAUGCAGAUCACACUGGCCCUAACAAGUGUACAGCACGUUUUAAAGGAGCCUGGUGGUACGGCAAGUGCCAUCAUUCCAACCUCAAUGGCUUGUAUUUAAGAGGUGCCCACGACACGUACGCUGACGGAGUCAACUGGUUCGCCUUCAGGGGUUAUCAUCAUUCUCUCAAAUUUACUGAAAUGAAAAUAGCUGCGGUUUGA